AUGAGGAACCAAAAAGGCCCUUUUAAAGCUAUAAUUAUAGGUGGAGGCCCGGUCGGACUCGCGGCCGCACACGCUCUUCACCUGGCUGGUAUCGACUUCGUCGUCCUUGAGCGUCGGCCCGCCAUCGUUGAAGACAAGGGCGCCAGUCUUAUUGUCUACCCUCAUACAUUCCGAGUCUUGCAUCAAUUUGGCAUCUUAGAUGAAUUACUACCGCGUGGUGGGGAGUUGUUUCAUCAUUUGUCAUUCACGGCCGACGGACAGGUCUUCAGUGAGGGGAAUCGAUAUAACCAGAUACGUGAGAAUCACGGCUCUGCCCCAGUUGCCUUCCACCGCGCCGAAUUGAUAGAAGUCAUGUACAACGGCCUAUCCCCAACCGCUAGAGAGAAGGUCUUGACGGACAAGGAUUUAACGGACAUUAAAAUGACUCAGGAUGGAGUCACUGUAACCUGCACCGACGGCAGUACUUUCCAUGGUUCAAUCGUCAUUGGCGCCGACGGUGUCCACAGCAAAACGCGUCAAAUAAUGCGCGACCUUGCUCUCAAAGAGUACCCAACAAGGGUAUGGGAUUCCCAGCGGCCGUAUACAGCAACAUACCAGCUUCUCUUUGGAUCAUUUCCGUCGCCGGCACCAGCUGGUCAGGGGUAUGAUAUCCAGUCGAAGGGGAAGGCGAUCAUGUACUUUAGCGGGCCGGAGAAGGGGUGGUUCUUCCUGUACAAGAGGUUACCAAAGCCAACGAGCGAACGAGCGAAUUAUACGAAUGAAGAAAUCGAAGCUCUCGCAGCGGAAUUUGCAGAAUUCCCGCUGACCAGAACAGUCAAGGUCAAGGAUGUCUGGCCGCGAAUGCUAGGGGCUGGACUGACGAAUCUGGAAGAAGGAAUUGUUCACAACUGGAGCUUUGGGCGCGUUGUACUUGUUGGUGAUUCUUGCCACAAGAUGACAACCCAUCUGGGCCUAGGGUUCAACCACGGAAUCCAAGAUGUGGUUGUGCUGUGUAAUAGCCUUUGGAACGCGAUUCGGAAAGCGCCUAGUGGAAAACUCGACAUUCUGGCUCUUACCAAUCUCUUCGAGGAAUAUCAGACUGUCCGGAUGAGCUCUGUGUGCUCGCUCAAGGGGGAUGUCUUGAAAUCUGGACUGGAGACGAGGAUGCACGCAUGGCAUAAUGUCUGGUACUAUAUUUUCUCGCGGUACCUGUCGCUUCCAAAGGUGGUUGAAAACAUAGUAUUGCGCUUUGUUAUGGCACCGGAGUUUCGGAAGGGGCAGGUGUUAGCUUAUGUGGCCAAAGAGGAGCGAAUGAGGGGAAAGAUUAGUUGGAUAUAUCCAAUGACACCUCCGAUGAAGAGGGAGGACCUUCAAGCCCAUUGUGAUUCAUUUUCUCAAACAGAUCAAUAA
Messenger RNA from Aspergillus candidus, 1389 nucleotides. Its product is annotated as FAD-dependent oxidoreductase. Bases 1 to 1389 code for a protein of 462 amino acids. The transcript has 2 exons. NCBI's taxonomy places the organism in Eukaryota, Fungi, Ascomycota, Eurotiomycetes, Eurotiales, Aspergillaceae. Gene Ontology annotation, molecular function: FAD binding. The record is from RefSeq and is a predicted model, not a curated record.